Hibiscus syriacus is the source of this 1121-nucleotide messenger RNA. RefSeq names its product ethylene-responsive transcription factor ERF113-like. Gene Ontology annotation, molecular function: DNA binding; DNA-binding transcription factor activity. The record is from RefSeq and is a predicted model, not a curated record. The transcript is spliced from 2 exons. The coding region runs from base 140 to 847 and encodes 235 amino acids. NCBI's taxonomy places the organism in Eukaryota, Viridiplantae, Streptophyta, Magnoliopsida, Malvales, Malvaceae. Gene Ontology annotation, biological process: ethylene-activated signaling pathway; regulation of DNA-templated transcription.
UCCAACUGUUUACAUAGUAUUAUCAGCUUCUGUUUUGCAAAAAAAGGUGGAUCGAAGGCAUGGGAAACGUCCGCUUCCAUCCGAAACAUCGGAGGAGCAAAGCAAAUCAGCAGCAUCUCCAUGGCCUGAACUAUCGGACAUGACGGCCGUGGUCACUGCUCUUACUCGAGUGAUGGGAACCGAUGAACAGCAGCAGCAGCAUAGCUUCCCACAAUCAUCACCGGCACCCUCAUCAGCGCCACAAUCUGCAGUUCGAGAUCAAGAAAGCACAAGGAAAAGACAUUACAGAGGAGUGAGGCAAAGGCCAUGGGGAAAAUGGGCAGCUGAAAUCCGUGACCCGAAGAAAGCAGCCCGAGUAUGGCUUGGCACUUUUGACACAGCUGAAGAUGCAGCCCUUGCUUAUGAUAGAGCUGCUCUCAAGUUCAAAGGCACCAAGGCAAAGCUAAAUUUUCCUGGACGAGUCCAAGGGAACCGAGAGGUGAGCCAUUUAACCGGUCCUGGUGAUUCAAGCACGGUCCGUUCCGAACAAAAUCCUACACCGGUGGUAGUCGAACCUUCAUCAUGGUUGACUAAGGAUUCAUACCCUCACUUGUUUCAGUAUGCUCAGCUGCUUUCAAGUAGUAAUGAUGCUGAUAUCUCGUAUUACACCUCAAAUCUCUUCAACUUCAAUCAAGAAUCUUUAUCUCCUCAAUUCUCUUCAAUGUCAGCAUCAUCCACAUUACCAUCACAGUACUACCAGCCGGACCUUACAAGAUUGUCGACCAAUUACGAUGGCUCUUCGAGUCCUGAUUAUUAUCAUCCUCAGCAACACGGCAAGGACUUCGAUCCGAAUAACAGAAGCGAGUAGACAAAUUUAGCUUCUCAAGUUUUUCAAGAGGGAAAUUGCAGCAAGCAAGGAAAAAAGUACACCCCAUUCAGAGUCCCUCGCUCCCGAUCUCUAUGCUCUUACUAAUUAAUUUUUCUUUUAUUCUUGUCACAUGCAUGAUUUCAACUGGUGCCACCCUUUGUAAAAGAAAUAAAUAUGUACACUGUAAUUCAGAGAUACGAAUAGGAAGUGGGAGUAUGAUUCAUGUUUCUAUGAGCACCAUAAGUUUCAAGUUUUAUGAUUUGUUUUCUUCUAU